This is a messenger RNA of Rubroshorea leprosula, 1157 nucleotides long. Lineage: Eukaryota; Viridiplantae; Streptophyta; Magnoliopsida; Malvales; Dipterocarpaceae. The record is from the annotation of a GenBank genome assembly.
GAACAAAACAAGUAACGAAAGAGCCGUAUUCAGACUCUACUGGUUUAUCUCUUGGCAACAAGAAAAUAUGUCUUCCUCUCCGGAUUCAUCUCUUCCUAGCCAGAGGUUAAUCGGGAAAGUGGCGAUAGUUACUGGUGGAGCAACAGGCAUUGGUGAGAGCAUUGUGCGUCUGUUCCACAGGCAUGGAGCAAAAGUUUGCAUAGUUGACGUGCAAGACAACCUUGUUCAGCAUGUUUGUGAAUCCCUUGGUGGUGAUACAAAUGUUUGUUUUUUCCAUUGUAAUGUAACAAAUGAGGAGGAAGUUCAUUCAGCAGUUGAUUUUGCAGUGAACAAGUUUGGUACACUAGAUAUCAUGGUCAACAAUGCUGGGGUAUCUGGCACGCCAUGUCCUGAUAUCCGAAACUAUGAUUUGUCAGAGUUCGAGAAGGUGUUUGAUGUGAAUGUUAAGGGUGUUUUCUUAGGAAUGAAGCAUGCUGCUAGGAUCAUGGUCCCCCUAAAAAGGGGCUCAAUCAUCUCUCUAUGUAGUGUUGCAAGUACUAUUGGUGGUCUAGGCCCUCAUGCUUACACAGGGUCCAAGCAUGCUGUUUUAGGCCUCAACAAGAAUGUUGCUGCAGAGCUAGGAAAAUAUGGGAUUCGCGUAAACUGCGUUUCACCUUAUGGAGUUGCGACAAACUUGUCCUUGGCACACUUACCUGAGGAGGAAAGAACGGAGGAUGCAUGGACAGGUUUCCGAGCUUUUGUUGCAAAAAAUGGUAACCUGGACGGGGUGGAAUUGACAGCAGAUGAUGUGGCUAAUACCGUGCUCUUCUUAGCGAGCAACGACGCUAGGUAUAUAAGUGGAGCUAAUCUUAUGGUUGACGGUGGCUUUACAUGUGUGAACCACAGUCUUCGUGUCUUUAAAUGAUAAAUAGUUGAUGUUGUUCAGGCUUGCUCCCUGCUUUCUAUCCUUUGUUGGAGAUUAUAGUUCUCUCUCAUUGUUGCAAUCUUAUGGUUGAUGGUGGCUUUAAAUGUGUGAACCAGAGUCUUCAUGUCUUUAAAUGAUGAACAGUUGAUGUUGUCCAGGCUUGCUGCCUGCUUCUAUUCUUUGUUGGAGACUGUAGUUCUAUCUUAUUCUUGGUUGCGACAAGCCAGAUACAGCCAGACGAUUGACAGAUUUA